AUGCAAACCACUUGGGAAGAUAAUGACUCAAAUGGCUCCGAAAGCGAUAAUGAAAAGGCAAUACUCUGUCUCAUGGCAAAUAGGGAUGAGGUAAACUCUAAUUAUGACUCUUCCUCUGAAUGUGAAAUGUCCUAUGAUGAUUUAGUUGAUGCAUAUAAUGGAUUACUUGAUGCUUUUAAAAAAUUGCAUGAUAAACUAGGAAAAAUGGUCAAAAAAUGUGCCUCUCAAAGAAGAGAAAAACUUAUCAUUGAAAGCAAAUUUCAAACUCUUCUAAAUGAAAAUGAAGGCUUGAAAAAGGAAUACACUUUGCUUAAAGAAACAGGAUCACCUGAACUUAUCUUUGAAAAUGCUUCCUUGAAGUUAAUCAGUGAAGACCAAAUUGAUGGCCUAGCAAAGUUUACUCAAGGCACCAAAAAUCUAGAACUCAUGCUAGGUGCUCAAAGAAGUGUCUUUUAUAAAAAUGGAUUAGGAUAUGACCCUUUUGAUAAGAAGGAUUGCUUCAAAAUCUCCACAUCUUCCAAGGACAAAUGGUUUCUAGAUAGCGGAUGUUCAAGACACAUAAUGGGUGACCGCACAAAGUUCUCCUCUCUACAAGCCUACAAAGGAGGAAGCGUAACAUUUGGAGACAACUCUAAAGGCAAGGAUAAUCUAGGAAAGUUUGAUGCUAAAUCCGAUGAAGGCAUUUUUCUUGGAUAUUCCUCUAUAAGUAAAGCAUAUAGAGUUUAUAACAAGAAGACCUUACUUGUGGUUGAAUCCAUACAUGUUGUGUUUGAUGAAUCCCCAACCUCUCCCACAAAAAGUGUGAUGGAUAAUGAUGAAGAAGUUGAACUUGAAAAGGGUACAAAUGAACUUAAUACAAAUAGGUGCCUUAUAGAGCUUGAGAAGGGUAUCAAUGAUCUCAACAUAAAUAAGUCUUCUAUUGAUAUCUAUCAAAGUUCUAACUUAAGUGAUGAUACCUCUCAACAUAAAACUACUCCAAAUGAAUGGAAGUUAGUUCAUAAUUAUCCCAUUGAUCAAGUUAUUGGUGAUCCAUCCAAAGGUGUUAGUACACGGUCUCAAUUAAGAAAUAUAUGUAAUUUUGUGACAUUUGUUUCUCAAUUUGAACCUAAAAAUAUACAUGAGGCUGAAAAUGAUGAAUCUUGGCUCUUGGCAAUACAAGAAGAACUCAUUCAAUUCAAAAGAAACAAGGUUUGA
Cornus florida is the source of this 1194-nucleotide messenger RNA. RefSeq lists its product as uncharacterized. The transcript has 3 exons. The record is from RefSeq and is a predicted model, not a curated record. NCBI's taxonomy places the organism in Eukaryota, Viridiplantae, Streptophyta, Magnoliopsida, Cornales, Cornaceae. The coding region runs from base 1 to 1194 and encodes 397 amino acids.